Molecule: messenger RNA, 648 nt
Organism: Alosa sapidissima (American shad)
Lineage: Eukaryota; Metazoa; Chordata; Actinopteri; Clupeiformes; Clupeidae
Product: cerebellin-3-like
Exons: 4
Coding region: 1-648 (215 amino acids)
Molecular function (GO): protein binding
Source: RefSeq, a predicted model, not a curated record
AUGGAGACGGAUGUCCCUGCUCUAGCAGGAACUGUGCAGGUGAGCGGCUCCCUACCGUGUGGAGGGUGGGACUGUGAGUGUGCGUUCAACCGGCAGCGCGGCUGCUGCUGUGCUGCACGGGACUUCUUUAACCUGGAGGAGCGCGUCUUCACACAAAUGAUGGGCCAAUGGGAAGCCCUGAAGCAGCUCAAUGGCCAGAUUCAGGCACUUGCAGAAGGCAGGCAGGUGGCGUUCACUGCAACGCUGACCCCCAUGACCAGCUGUUUCGGACCUUUCACAGUCGGCGUACCGAUCCCCUACAGGGAGGUCUCCCUGAACUCUGCCAGUGGAUACAACCCCGCUCUCGGUGUGUUCACAGCCCCGUGGGCUGGAGUCUACUCCUUCUCCUUCACGGUGUACUCUGAUGUCGGCUUGGUGGGUGAGCGGCUGUACCACCGUGUCAUGCUGAUGCAGGACCGGAGUCCGGUGGUGUCGGUGUGGGAGGAAAACCGCGACGACGGUCAGGACAGCGCCACACACACUGUGCUGCUGACCCUGGCACCCGGAGGCCAGGUGUACAUGACGCUGCAGUCGGGCCGGGAGCUGUGUGGCGACACGCAGGGACGCAACGUGUUCAGCGGCUACCUGCUGUACGCCACGGAGGAAUGA